AUAAUAAAUAACAUUUCAAAGAUGCCAAUAAAACUACCUAAAAGUUGUUGUAGUUUUUGCAUAAUUCCCAGGAUUGAACUCGUAAUUUGGGCAUGUAUCAGUUUGAUUAUCAGCACGGUGGUAUUGUUUUACCUGAUUUUUGGGGUGAUGUUCGCGGAUGCAAUGAGAGGAGGCGGCCAUCGCUACGCCCCCGAGGAUUUGAUAAUAUUGAUGAUAUCAUUGGUGUUAAUUGCUGACGUCGUGCACAACGUACUCAUCAUAGGGUCUUCUCUUAGGAGAGAUGCGAAGCUUCUCAACAUUUCCUAUUACCUCGGUGCCGUGGUGUGGUUCGUUCUAACAGUACUGCUAAUUUUGGGUUUCGCAACUGCGAUAGCGAUCGGACCAUCAGAUGCUUCGGCGCUAUUUUAUAGAUAUUCGGCAAUAUUUGUCUUACUGAUAAUUAUGCGAGGAUACAUGCUCCUGAUAACGCGCGGAGUAAGGUUGGAGCUACAAGAACAUGGAUACAAUGACUUGGAUAGGACCAUGGAAACGGGGAGGGACCAGGAACCCCCAGUUCAACGCGUCUAUUAA
This is a messenger RNA of Cydia amplana, 570 nucleotides long. RefSeq lists its product as uncharacterized. Lineage: Eukaryota; Metazoa; Arthropoda; Insecta; Lepidoptera; Tortricidae. The transcript has 4 exons. The coding region runs from base 22 to 570 and encodes 182 amino acids. The record is from RefSeq and is a predicted model, not a curated record.